Molecule: messenger RNA, 3740 nt
Organism: Dimorphilus gyrociliatus
Lineage: Eukaryota; Metazoa; Annelida; Polychaeta; Dinophilidae
Source: the annotation of a GenBank genome assembly
AAUAACUGUUAUGGUGUUUCGUUCACCAUAGCAACAGACGCUGAAGAAAAUUUUAUAACAAGCUUCAAAGAAUUAGAAAUCAUCUAAGAAGUAUUAAACAAUAAGUGAAAAUAAUCUCUUUGAAAGGUAAUAAUUAAUGAUUUAACAUAUAAUACUUGAAAAACUUGCAUUUUAUUCCCUCUUUGUAUAUUAUUCGUAAGUUAAAUGUUUACACAUUAUCGCCCUACAGAUGGCUGAUCAUGAAAUUAUUCAAAUGCGGCCCCCUGAAACUUUAACCAUAAAUAUUUUACGUUUACGUAAUUUGAAAGGUGUCAGGGGAGAUUCACUAACAGCUUUUGUUCGAGUAGAACACAAUGACAAGGCCCUUGGGGAGUCUAUAAAAAUUGAAUGUACUGCAGAAGAUGAUGCUGAAUUAAACUUUCAGUCAACUAUUAGUGUUAGCUUUGAUGAUUAUAUGCUAAUUGAUGAGCUAUGCUCAAAGCCUAUUAUCUGUACUGCAAUAGAAGCCCUACCUAAAGAAAAAAAGCAAAGAGAAGAGAAAACUGUACCACUUGGACAAUGUACAAUUGACCUUUUACCCAUAGUUCUUGGUCAAACAAAACUUAAUUCCACCCUUGCUCUUCACGCCACCCCUGGUUCUCCUAUCGAAAACCUACCUUCUGAACAUGCCAUACCUCAAAUUGAUGUUCAGUUAACAAUCGAAAAUGAAAUAUUACCCUCUAUAACUGAUGCUACUGUGAUGUCUAUGACUGUUGAAUCAUUGUAUUCUCCACCUGAUUCUUUUACUACAAGCGGUCAAGCUCAUCAGUAUCUAGCUUGUAUGCCAGUUCAGCAAACAUCUGAAAAAGAAACACUGGCUGUUUUUGCUCCCGGUCAUGUUAAACCAAGCGCUGACAAAGAUCAACUGUCGAAAUUCAAAAAAUGGCCAAUUCCUGGGGCAGCUCUCGGAACAGCAGUGAAUAUACCUAAUUCGUUCUUAUCCCACGACAACUUAGAAGAUGAAAAUGGAGAAUUGAGGAGUCGAAAUGAUAGGGAUUUUCGUAAUCAUUCUGAAAUGGAAAAGAAUAGAUUAGUUUGGAACAUAGAGAGAAGAUGCUAUCUAGAGCCAGGAGCAAGCAAAAAAUUUCAGGAGAAAAUAGCCAAGAAUCGAUUUGCUCCAAUUGAAGUGUGUCGAAUGGGUGGCAGCGGUGGAGCUAAAGGAGGAAAGAAAACGUCGAUGGACGACGAAGAUAAAAUGGAUGAGGAUAUAUCGUAUCAUGGAAUUGUUUACGUUGAUUUGGCUCCUCUGUUAUACCCUGGAGUUAGCAGAAUAAGAGGCGCUUACAAGGUUAAGGCCUUUUCUGAACAAGAUGUUACAGAAAAAACAGGUAGAAAAGGAACUCAUGCUGAAGAAGCAACUAAGUUAGCACAAGGUUGGAUGGCGAGGGCAGCCAGCUCACCUUUUGGGAAAGGUGGCAAGGGUAAGGACGACAAAAAAGAAAUAAAAAAAGUGUUGAGCAUGGAUGGGCCAGCUGCAAGAAAAUUGAAAAGUACAGUACCACCAACUGUGGGUAGGAGAUUGGAGACUAUAAUGGCCACUUCGAAACCUGGUAAUGAAACUGUUGCUGAGGGUGAUGGGCAAAUUCCUGUUAACACGGAAGGAAUGCAGUAUGAAGAGAAUAUUUCCUAUUUAAUGUUGGAAAUUAAGCUGAGUAGGCCUUUAAUCCCAAAGAAAGAACUCGAAGAACUAUCAAAGCACGUUGCUGAGUACAUUCCACCGAGACCAAAGUUUCCAAAGAGAAGCGAUAAUGCUCAAAAAUCUGUAGAAGAUUACCACAAUCAAAUAGCCUCUGUUGCUUCCCUCAUAAUAGACGAAUACAGGCAUUUGUUGGAGGGAGUUGGGGAGGAAGAAGAUACCGAAACAGGAGAAAUGCCUGAAAAUUCCGAAUCUAGAUAUCAACGUUUAAUCUAUCAGUUAAACUCUUCUGGAAAAUACUUUGCUUUCAAAGAGCAACUAAAAUAUUCUGUCAUAAAAAUUGUAAGAGAGAAAUUUCUUAGAACAAGCACUUUAACGGAUCAAGACGAAAUGGAAAAGUUUAUCUCUGAAUUAUAUGUUUAUUUGGUUGAUCAGAUGCACGUUUGCCUUAAUAAAUCUCUAACUGUGGAAGAUCAAGUUCCAAUACCAGAGCCUUUAACUACAACAGUUCAAUUAAAAAUAUUCGCUCAAGAAGCAGAGACAAACCAACUACCUGAACUGGCGGAUAAAUAUUAUCAAGAGAGAAUAGCAAGAGAUAGGAAUGAUCCGGAUCACUGGUUGGAUUUUGGAGUAUUUUGCCUUAGUAUAGAAGACAUAUCUAGGGCUGAGGAGUGUUUUAGAGAAUGUAUCUCUAUAGAUCAAAGGCACCUUGAAGGUUUACUUCUUUACGCUAUUACGGUUUCAAUGCAACAGAAAUACGACAGAGCGGAUUUAUUCUUUACUAUGGCUUCUCGACUUAAACCAGAUUCCAUUUUAUGCUGGACAUUGCUAAGUCUCUUUUAUAAGACAAUUUCUGAUGAAAUUAGAGAAGAGAUGGCUUUGGCCGAAGCGCACAGAUUAAAUCAGAUAAAAGCUAUUGCCGAAACCAGAAAAUUACAAGAAAAUAUACCACCAAUUCAAAGCGCUGAUAUACCUGAUGAACAAUCCAUACAACAGCCCCCAAUAUCACCUUUAUCACUAAAUGCAGAUGUAAAAGGGGUAAAACCUGGUAGUAAAGUAAAAGGAUCUGCCAGAAAAAGUGCUAGUGCGGCUUCAAAAGUUAAAAGCGAUUCAAGACCAGCAAGUAAGCUAAAAAAUGCUGCUAAUGAAGAUGAGGAAUCUGCAUCUGUAUCUGCUCCAAGAGAGAAAACACCUCAACCGUCUCAAUCAAUCUAUGUUCCAGCCAUAAAUUUCCUUCUCAAGUACAAAGCGUAUUCUUUCUGUAAUAAGGCCAUGGCGCAACACUUGUUAGAUCCAUUAGGCGGACCUAGUGCUUAUUAUUAUCUCUCUCUUGCUCAAGUUCAGCUCGAGAAGAGAGAAUUAGAAGAGGCUGGAGAAAGUUUGAAAGAAGCUAUGCAGUUUGAAUAUGAAAAUUCCGAUGGAUGGGCCAUGAAAGGUCAUGUAAUGUAUCUCAGUGGAAGAACUGUAGAUGCUAAAGAUUGCUACGAAAGAACAUUAGCUUUCGUUAAUCCGCCAACUGAUUUACACCCUAUUUAUUUAAGAUUAGCAUCCAUUUAUAUGUCUGAAAAUAAUCAUGAAGCAGCAAAAAAUAUCUUUUUGCAAGCGUGCCGAAGAUCUCCAACUUGUGUGACCUGGCUCGGUGUCGGAAUAGCUUGCUAUAGGUUAGAUUAGUUACACCCCCACAAACAGCAAUAUUUUUUAAUCGGAUAAUAUUACCUUUAUCAUAUUGUUUACAGAUUGGGUGAACUUGAUGAAGCGGAGGAUGCCCUAACGGAAGCCAAUAUUUUGCAUAACAUCGAUCCAGAAGUAUGGGCUUAUUUAUCUCUUGUUUGUUUAAAGACAAACAGGCCUGUUGAAGCAGAACAGGCUUACAAAUAUGCCGUUAAGUUGAAUCUUUCGGCGGCUGAUGAAGAUUUAAUUGAAGAAAUUCACCGUACGCAAAAUGAGCUUGGCUUUGGAAAUCCAGAAUUUUAAACUUUAUAAUAUUUUUGUAAAAGUCAUUUUUGAUGAUAUUUAAAAAUUUAAUAGUAAUGAAUAAAAAUCGUAUAUUAUUAAAUUUAUAAAA